Molecule: messenger RNA, 4349 nt
Organism: Sinocyclocheilus grahami
Lineage: Eukaryota; Metazoa; Chordata; Actinopteri; Cypriniformes; Cyprinidae
Product: protein phosphatase Slingshot homolog 2-like
Exons: 14
Coding region: 391-3957 (1188 amino acids)
Biological process (GO): negative regulation of actin filament polymerization; protein dephosphorylation
Molecular function (GO): phosphatase activity; actin binding
Source: RefSeq, a predicted model, not a curated record
ACCGCAGUACAUGCAGAGUGUGUGUAAGUGAAGCGGUUCGCCGGCUCAUGCCAAAGAAAUGCACAUGCAGAUUUUUUAUUUUUUUUUAUUUUUUUUAGCUUUAUACGUUUUCAUUUGUUGUUUUAUGCCUGUUUAGAGGCCGGGUUUAAAAGUAACGGUUAACUUAUUGAGACUGGUUUGUUUGUUUUUAUUAACGAUUACGCUAUUUUAUGGCCACGUUGGUAUCCUUUUAAGGCCUUAUGGACGGGUCAUUUUAAAACUAUUUUAGCAGACUGGACAAAGCAUUGCCAUCUGAUUUAUUUAUUUUGGGUAACUUUUUUUAUUAGUUGGGACAGUAUGAUGGCUGUAGAGGGGUCUGUCUGAGGGUUUCCGGUUCUCUGGUCCUCCGUCAUGACCCUGGAGAGUGUGGCGAUCACGGAGAGCUCCUCUGCCCAGGGAUUCUGCUCCUGCUGCGGGGCAAAAAUUAUGCCGUACUUCUCCGACAACGCAGUCGCCUCUCAAAACCAGAUCAACCAGCUUAUCAGCGAGAACUUCCUAACCGUCAAAGGUGCCGCCCUCUUCCUCCCGCGGGGGAAUGGCUCCUCCCCUUCUUCAGCACCCCACAUCACACAGCGGCGGAACAAACACACAGGUGACCUUCAGCAGCAUUUGCAGACCAUGUUCACCCUGCUGCGCCAAGAGGAUGCUAUCCGCCUGGCUGUCCGGUUAGAGAGUCCUUAUGCCCUGCGUACACGGUACAUGGUCAUCGUCUCCACAAACGGUAGACAGGACACUGAAGAAAGUGUGGUUCUGGGAAUGGACUUUAGCAAUUCAGACAGCACUUGCACAGUUGGGCUGGUUUUACCCUUGUGGAGCGAUACGCUUAUACACUUGGAUGGAGACGGUGGCUUCAGUGUGUCCACCAUUAACCAAGUCCAUGUAUUCAAACCGGUCUCAGUGCAAGCCAUGUGGUCAGCCUUGCAGUCCCUGCAUAAGGUUUGCGAGGUGGCCCGUUGUCAUAACUACUACCCUGGCAGUCUAUUCCUGACCUGGGUCAGUUACUAUCAGAGCCGUGUGACUUCUGACCAGCACUGCAUCAAUGAGUGGAACGCCAUGCAAGAUGUGCAGUCCCACCGUGCAGACUCGCCCGUGCUGUUCACCGACGUGCCAACUGAGAGAGAGCGCACAGAGAGACUCAUUAAGACCCGUUUGAGAGAGAUCAUGAUGCAGAAGGACUUGGAGAACGUCACUUCAAAAGAGAUUCGGACGGAGCUGGAGAUACAGAUGGUUUGCAACCUGCGGGAGUUCAAGGAAUUCAUCGAUAAUGAGAUGAUUGUCAUCCUGGGCCAAAUGGAAAGCCCCACAGAGAUCUUUGACCACGUCUACCUGGGUUCAGAGUGGAAUGCCUCAAAUUUUGAGGAGCUCCAAAACAGUGGAGUUCGCUACAUCCUGAAUGUGACGCGGGAGAUUGAUAAUUUCUUCCCCGGGCUUUUCGAGUACCACAACAUCCGAGUGUAUGACGAGGAGGCCACAAACCUCUUGGAGUAUUGGAAUGACACCUACAAGUUCAUUUCCAAAGCCAAGAAAGCUGGGGUGAAGUGUCUGGUGCACUGUAAGAUGGGAGUGAGUCGUUCUGCCUCCACCGUGAUCGCAUAUGCUAUGAAGGAGUACGGCUGGGACCUGGAGAGAGCCUUUGACCAUGUGAAGGAACGGCGCUCUGUCACCAAACCAAACCCAUCCUUCAUGAAGCAGCUUGAAGAAUACCAGGGUAUCCUACUAGCCAGCAAACAGAGGCAUAACAAGCUGUGGCGUUCCCACUCAGACAGCGAUCUGUCGGAGGGUCACGAGCCGCUAUGCAAGGCACCACACUCGCUGGACCGCUCAGACCCUCACAACAACAACGGUCCUCCUACCAUUCAGCAGAUACUGGGCAUUGCUGUGCUUGAGUCCCUUACCAAUCCACAGCCUGCUACAGGCAACAGUCAUACCAAAUUGGAUGAGUUGCCCUCUAAGCUGGCACUUGAAGACCCCAUCCUCCCGCCUCGUCCCAGACAACGAGCGGCCACAGUGGUGCCUGAGCAGAAUAUGGCGAACAACUCUCGCUUGAACAUCGCAGUGAGCGAGCCUGUUGCUCGUCGCCAUCCUCCUCCCGUUCUACACAUCCUUGCUCCUUCUCUUUCACUAGAGAAGGGAGAGGGUGAUCCAACUUCAGACCUCAACGCCCAGUCAUCUCACCAUGUGCCUCAGCCAAAAACAGACUGUGUUGAGUUGUCCCCGAACACACCUGAUCAAAAUGACUCUUAUCAAGUGUCACAAAGUUUAGAACUAUGUCUGGAAAGUGCUGUCAGUAAAGAUGAAGGGAAUCUGCCGCCUUCAAGCAUGCCCGAGGCUGACAGCCCCUCAGGAGCCUCUGCGGUACCCGGGCUGGACUCCAGUGAUGAUAACAACAACCCCAGGACUGCAGAUCUGAGAACAGCAGAUGACUUUGUGGAUGCUGGCAUGUCCUGCCUUAGCACAGAUAGCAUUGACUUCUUUAGCGCCAGAGAGAAAUUCCUCUGCCUGUCCCAGGAUAGUCAGCCUCGCUCAUUUUCUGAAACGGCCGCUGUCUUGUCACCUCAAUCCAGAUGCACCCCACCCUUGGAUGAUUACAGUGAGGAAGCUGUUGAGUGCCACACCCAUUCAGAGACCAAUAGAGAUGCAGUGCCCCACCUCCCUCACAACGACAACAGUGUGUGUGUGCGUAAUAUAGUUACUGAACUGGAAUCCAUAUCACACACCUGCAGUCCGCCAAUGGCACGUAACUCCCCUCAAACUGCUACACUGGAGGAGGUGGAUGAGGAAACGGCUUCAGUUCCUCAUUCUCCCACCGACAGGCCCUCAGGAUCUGUGCGCCGGGCCACUGAGCAGUUGGAGCUUAUACUACGUCAGGGUCAAGAGGUUCCUUGCUCUUGGUCUCCUCUUCCUUCCCCAUGUUUGGACUGUUCAGAGCCACGAUCUUACUCCAGUAAGCCAGAGGGCACUGCAGCUCUGACCUGCAUUGAGUCCCAAAAGGCUACAGAUGGAACCGUAGAUGACACCAAAGUGCUUGAUGAUGAGGACUCUGGUAUAAUCCCUGAUCCUUCCUUCUCGGUCUAUCUUGAAGAGAGGAUUUCAAUGGAGGCCGACCAGAUCACUUUGAACCCCACUCUUGAGCACAGCUCUGGUUCUUCCUCUCUGUUGUGGCUAGAAGGUGUGACCGAGCUGGAGACUGACGUAGACGACCCAUUGAGGCCCCAUGUCCGACUGGCACAUAGCAAUGAAGACUUGCAGAAGAUCCAGGAGACUCUUCGAGAGCUCCAGGCAUUUUUAUACGAGGCUGGAGGAUUGGGGUUGUGCACUGGACAAGUUGAGGAGAACCAGUCACAUGAGGACAAGCAGGACUCGAUAGAUGGGGAGCAGCGCACGCAGCCCAAAGCACCUGCGAUGUGGCAGAGAGCCAUGGAAAUUGAGGCCCGCAUUAGACAGGCUGGUCUCACCCCUCCUUCGCUCAUGAAACGCUCUGCCUCACUUGCUAAACUGGACCAGCUAGAGCUGUCAACUAAUGACUUAAGCAACUGGGACUUCCACCCGGCUACCACAGGGUUUAAUCAACCCACCUCUUCCUCUUUAUCCACCUUUCACUCCUUGCCACUGACCAACAGCCAUGACGAUGCCCAUAAAAAGCAGCGUGUUCUACCUCAGAACCCUUCUGCCCCUGAUUCCGCCGUUCAUUUGAUGGAGGUGGGCAGGACUGAAGGCUCAGCCCACCUCUCAAGCUCAUGCCCACAGCAAACUCAAGUGGGUGGAGCCAGUCCCCCUGAACACACCCCAGUCCAGCCCACAGUUUCUGUGUCCACGCGACAACAACAACAACAACAUGUGAAGACUCACCCCGUUCGUCGUUUCCGCAAAGCGUUGGACAAGAAAAAGACAAUCACUGUUUUGUAUAACACCAUGUGACCAUGAACUUUCACAUGCUGAUUUUUGUCGGCAUGAAGGACAAUCUUCGACUACAACCAGUUCAAGUUUCAUUCAGUGAAGUCUAAGCUAAAUUUGUAUGCUACUGUAGGUGUGAAUGAGGGCAUGUGUGAGUGAGUGAAUAUAUGUCAGUUUUCAGGUAGCAAUUCAAACAAGGGGGCCGUUUCAUAAAACAUGCACUUUACUCUCGUUUUUCUUUUUUAUUGUUUUUUUAGAUUUUUUAUUUUAUUUGAAUAUUUUUGCACUGGCUUGAACGGUAGAGUUGACUGUAUGUCUGACAGCAUGUGGAGUCAUGAUUCUGUUUGAAACCAAGGUAAACUUGAUCAACUUUUUUUUUUAUCCUGUGCUUUAGCUGUGACUAUUAUAAAAUAAAA